AGGGGAUUAAAGUAACAACGGAAGAUAAGUGAUCGCCAUGCAACUCCUUGCAAGAACGCUCGCGGCACUGACCCUCGGCUGUACGCUACGAAGUGCCAGCAGCGAGGUCUUCUUAGCGCCCGAGCACGACCUCCUCUCGGCCCUCGCCUGGUCUUCGCUGGACUUCAGUGACGUGGCGCCCCUCCAGCCCCGAAGUCUGUUGAGGUCGGAGCGUCACGUGGACAGCAUCAACAACAGCACCGCCCUCGUUGCCAAAUCGAGGAAGAGACGAACGAUUACUCUGCACCCGAAGGAAUUUUACGUGGGGCUGGAGUACCGGUUCAAGCUCCCUCUCUUCCAAGUGUACGAGUCGACUGCCUUCUUCCUCGAGGUUCCCAUCGACUUCCACAACGAGCUGCACGGAGUUGUCGACACCGGGAGAUCGUGGGACCUGAUCAAGCCGCUGCUGGAGAAUGCCGAGGCGCUGGUUUCCCUGCUGGGCGUGGACGGGGGCGCUUGUCUCCGGCGGGCGGUGUGCGAACUGGCCUCGGCGCCCUCAAUCCGCCCACACGGUUUCAUCGGCGAAGUCAUCCAGAUCUUUGUCAAAGAUUUAAUUAAAGCUGAAUACCGGAUUAAAAGCAUGGAGAACGAAAUCGACACUCUACACGGGAAAUACAUGGAAGCUGGCAGACACGGCAAAGAAAAAGGAGAGUGUUGGAAAGCGUUCCCAGAAUGCACUGUUUCAUGCCGUAAUUACGGAAUCUUUAAUGGCUUAGAACUUGUGUCUUAA
Messenger RNA from Penaeus indicus, 769 nucleotides. RefSeq lists its product as uncharacterized. Lineage: Eukaryota; Metazoa; Arthropoda; Malacostraca; Decapoda; Penaeidae. Bases 38 to 769 code for a protein of 243 amino acids. The record is from RefSeq and is a predicted model, not a curated record. The transcript is spliced from 7 exons.